GAGCCAGCCGGGGGCCAUAGAGAGUGCUGAGCCUGGUUGGGUGGAUGAGAGGGGGCAGACGGUUAAGGAUGGGGGUACCCAGGGGUAAGUGAGGGCACAGGCUGCUUGUUAAAACACUAAGGAAAGUGCAAGGCAGGAGGUGUGAGGGCAGAGACAGCAGACACAGAGGGAAGGCUGACUGAGGGAGGGGAGGAGGGGGGGGGGGAGGUCUCUUUUCACAAAGCCCCUCCAACCGCAGAGGGAGAAGGAAGGAGAGAGCAGAGAUGGGGACAAAGAGAGGAAGAGAGUGAUGGAGAGAGCAGCACAAUGGCUAUGUAAGAUGAUCCCGGGGCAAGGAACCCAUGGAUGGGGGAGACACUCUUGAUCACCACAUACGAGAGACCACCGGGGAGCCUGAGACUGAAAGUGACAGACCCGCAAGCUGCAUGCUGGACGGUUGGACCCUGGAGCAUCUCGCAAGACAGCCGGAGAAGCGUUGCUGCUUGAGGAUGAGUGAGAGACCUCAGGAGAGGCAGAGAGACAGCAAACAUUGCCUUUACACAGGAAGGAGACUGCUGGCGGCUGCACCGUGGGAAUAAAGGGGCACCGGGUGACAGCUCCAUGUAUGGUCCCCAUCUCAGGACACCUCCCACGGAUGUGACUCACCCCACCCUAGGUACUGUCACUAAUUGAUCCUAUGCUGGGUCACCAACACUCUGUAAUUAGGAGAGACCUCCCUUAUCUUCAUAACAGCCAUGCCCCCCACCCCUUUAAUUCUCCCCCGCCUGCAAAAAUGGAAACCUUCAGCUGUUCAGGAAUCCCAUACACACUGCUGAUAUUCAAUGACCAAUGAUAAGACUUUGUACAUGGAAUUGGUUCCAUAAUACGGACUUUUGAAGAACAGUCACACUCAGACAUACAGUCUUGUAUCUCCUCUUGGGGACAUGACCGACAUUAUGCAAACCCUUCCAUUCAAGCUGUUUGCUCCGGAGCCGGGGCCGGAUUGGCCUCCGACCUGCGAGCAGGAGAUAGAGAGGAGGUACCAGGUGGUGCCCUCUGUGGUCUGUGCCAUGUGCUGCCUUUUUGGGAUCAUCUACUGCUUCUUUGGUUACCGCUGCUUCAAGGCUGUCAUGUUCUUGACUGGUCUGAUGUUUGGAUCGGUGGUCAUCUUCAUGCUGUGCUAUAAGGAACGGGUUCUGGACACGCAGCUGAGCGUGGAAGCCAGCGUGGGCAUUGGCCUUGGCAUCGGUGUCCUUUGUGGACUGGUAACCAUGCUGGUGAGGAGCGUGGGACUGUUCAUGGUGGGCUUGCUGCUAGGGCUACUGCUUGCCAUAGCCUCGUUAAUUGUCAUGGAACAGUUCUACCACCCACGCACGGUGUGGGUUCCGGUGGCGCUUUUGCUCGGAAUUGGGAUGCUGUUUGCCGUGUUGACCUUACAGUGGCAACGCUUCUUCACCACACUCUCCACUGCUGUCUUUGGCAGUGCCAUCAUGACUGUGACUGUGGAUUACUUCAUCGAGCUCUUUCUUCUGGUGCAGUACGUGUACCAGCGCAUGAAGGUUGACCCCCCGCAGGCCGUCUGCUGGUACAGCUGGGUCAUCCUCGGGAUAUGGCCUGUGCUCAGCUUACUGGGGGUGCUCGUCCAGUGGAAAGUCACAGCAGAGGGCUACUCGCACACAGAAGUGAUCAUUAGCCGGCAGCAGCGUCGGGUCCAACUCAUGAAGAUAAAACAGAGAGAAGAACGUAAGGAGAAAAAGAAGAAGAAGAAGAAGCCGCACCACCAUCACCCUCAUCCUCAGAACAAAGCACCCCACCCGCCCGAGCCCGCCUUCCGGAGGAAGCCCACUCCUAUCCGCCGGUUUGAUGGCGAUGUCAUUUCCCCCAGCUACAUUCAGAGUUUCCGAGACCAGCAGUCGGGUUCCUCUCGGGGCCGGAUCACCGGAGCUCACACGGUGGUGGACCUGGACUACGACUGCGGAUCCCGCGUGCCACUGACUGCGGGAUCGGUGUCGGCUGUCCGCGUAUAGCACAGAAUGAAGAAAGCGGGGAGGAAGGGCAGGAGGGAGAAAAUAAAA
Nanorana parkeri is the source of this 2054-nucleotide messenger RNA. RefSeq names its product transmembrane protein 198 (gene TMEM198). The record is from RefSeq and is a predicted model, not a curated record. The transcript is spliced from 5 exons. Gene Ontology annotation, cellular component: plasma membrane; cytoplasmic vesicle. NCBI's taxonomy places the organism in Eukaryota, Metazoa, Chordata, Amphibia, Anura, Dicroglossidae. The coding region runs from base 924 to 2006 and encodes 360 amino acids. Gene Ontology annotation, biological process: positive regulation of canonical Wnt signaling pathway.